AGUUCAUUUCUUCAGAGGGGGCACACAGUGUUUUCAUUGAAGAUGCAGUUCAUGCUUCUGUUCAGUCGACAAGGCAAGCUCAGGCUUCAGAAAUGGUACGUGCCUUUGUCUGAUAAGGAGAAAAAGAAGAUCACCAGAGAGUUGGUGCAGACGGUCCUGGCUCGAAAGCCUAAAAUGUGCAGCUUUCUUGAGUGGAGGGACCUCAAGGUUGUGUACAAGAGAUAUGCCAGCCUGUACUUCUGCUGUGCCAUCGAGGACCAGGACAACGAGCUCAUCACACUGGAGAUCAUCCACAGAUAUGUGGAGCUGCUGGAUAAAUACUUUGGCAGUGUGUGCGAGUUAGACAUAAUUUUCAACUUUGAGAAGGCCUACUUCAUUCUGGAUGAGUUUUUGCUGGGUGGGGAAGCUCAGGAGACAUCCAAAAAGAAUGUGUUGAAGGCCAUUGAGCAGGCUGACCUGCUACAGGAGGACGCAGAGACCCCACGCAGCGUACUGGAGGAAAUUGGACUGACAUAAAAUGGCCCUCGUCAUCACCAUCCACUCACCACAAACUCCUUCCUUUGCCAGCUACUCUGCUGUAUGUUUCCGAUACCAACCCCAGUUCACAUUUUAUCACAUGCACGCUCACAAUCACACACACAUGCAUGGUUUUCUUCUGCAUCUGUGCUCCACAACUUUCCACACCGAUGCUUUUGUUUUCUCCUUUUAUAUUCUGUGACAAACAAUGUAGCACUGUUUGUCUAUUUUCUACUGAGUUAUAUGUGUGUACAGUAUGAUGACAGUAACUGUUAUUGUACCAAGGGAAAAUGUAGCAUCAUUAAGUUAUUUUUUUUGCUGCUUUUCAGUCCACAUCAUAUGGUUUAUGGUUUGUGGUCCACAUGAAGAUGCUGUACUGAGUUAACUACUUGAUUUAGAUUUGACCAUAUUCAAUCACUGUAUUAUUUGAAAUAGAUUUUAUGAUUUCAGAAGUAUUUCUGAAUUACAAAUGUGUUAGACCCAAAGAACAUGUUAUAUUGUAAAGGGAAGUCACACGUGUUACAUUUACAGAACCAAAGAGGUAUUUUUCAUAGUAAGCAUUGCAUUGUGAUCAUCACAAUCUUAGACAUUAACCAUAGUUUCAAACAUAUUAAGCAUUUAAAAGUGACCCACUGUACUUACACUGUAAUGCACUGCUGCAGUUUAAAGUGAAAUCACUGUGGAUGAACUGGCUUGAGAAUAGAAAGUGUUGUAUGUCAUAUAAUGAGGGCCUGUGAUUGUUUGAUAUAGUAGUUUCUAUACAGGUUCACACCUCAUGUUGAAUGCCUUAAUCUCUUGAAUGAUGGAUAUCUAUUCAUUUGAAGUGAGAUAAACUGUUAAUGCCCCAUUAUCAUAUCAUUUGCAUGUCAAUACAUUGAGUUUGAUUUAUUGAUGUAUUAUGUGCAAGAACUAAAUUGACUGUUGAAAUUUCUUCAUGUUCUUCUCCUUUUAGAUUGUUUGUGAUGAAAACAUUUCAGUGAUUGAUGUUGUAGUAUUCCAGUCACUUCAAAUAUCUAAUCAGUAUUGUUGAGGCAGAAUUAAAGCUUUUAAAGCUGCAUUAGUCGAUUUUCAACCACUAGAUGGCAGAAGAACUCCAAUGCAAGUUGACAUACACAGAGCAUCGAAAUAUUACCGCCUUAAUACGUUGUUAGCAAAUCAAAAACAAAACAAAAAUUCCAGCAAACAAUGACCUACUUUACAUUUUCAUCAGAUAUGGAGCACCAUCAUCAUCCCAUUGCGGUGAUGUUUCUGACCAUCUGCUGUAGUCUAUAACAUUCACAGUCCUUUAACUCUAGCACUGCAGAGCUGCAGGGUUGUAGGUGCUCUUUGGGUUCCUUACUAUGAGUAACCCUUUUUAUACCUAAAUAUAUUCACGGAUACAUGAUUUAAUGUUAAUUUAAAACAGUUGGAUUAAUGCAGCUUUAACUUUACACUUAAGUUUCAGAUGGGAUGUCAUUAUCAUCUUAGUGUUUUUCCGAGAUGGAUAAAAUGGCAGUAUAUCAAUCUCUCCUGCCCUCUUUGUCUAUACUCUGAGGUAAACAGUGUUUUUCAUUUAAUAACAAACCUGUGUCAAUCACACAAAACUCUGACCAGCGCAACAAUUUAAAGCCGAGGCACCUGAGUAUUUGACUUUAAAUCACACCUAACAUCCACCCACACAGGUGCUUAUAGGCACAACAAGUUCAGACCUUUAUUUCUCAAUAGCACAUUAGUUUGUUGACCUUACGUAAUUCUCAGCAUAGCACCACCCAACUACAACCUCUUCAGCUCAUCAAGAAGAAUUGAAAACAACUUUUAAAAAACUGUUUCACUGUCUAUCUCAAAUUGGUAAUGCUCAAAACAAAGUAGCUUUGACCACUGACAGCCACAUGUGACCUACUGUACAGCAUACAAACUACCUGUUUACUACUGUGACUCUGAAAAAAGGUAGUUAAAACUUGAAUGAUUAAAACAGCAAUGGUGUCAGUGAUUUCCAGCCACUUAGAUGAGUAAUUAAAAAUAAUGGAAACUUAGUAAACCUCAAAAAUGCCUCGUACACAGGACUGUACAAACAUGAACUGGAAUUCUGUGUGUAUUUUAUCUUCUCUUGAACAUUGUGUACAUUUUUAAAAGCUGGUGUUGUAAAAACCAAAACCAAAAUGUUUAUAUAUAUAUAAAUAUAUAUACAUUCACUUUUUGUUUUUUCCUUUUUUGCAACAUCUGUAUAUCACAGUUGAAAUAUUAAAAUCUUCCUAUUCUAACUUUUGUAUUAUUUUCAAUGGGCAUUUUCAUGUAUAAUGUAUGCAGUAUGUGAUAUGCUGUAUCUCAGUUGUGUGACUGAUAGAAUCUAUGCCGUUCUAUACUGUGAGCUAAAUUUACAGUGGCUUAAGCAUGAAUGCAGUGCAACCUGUUUAUUACAUUAUUGGACUUGUGUUUUCCAGAGGAUGAAUAGUGUAGUCUGCUGGCACAGUGGCUGCAAUUGGCAAAGGAGGAAGAUUGUGUUUUCCUGUGUCAAGUUCAGCAAUAAAGAGUAAUCUGGGGCAGAGAGCCUGUACUGUCA
Scomber scombrus (Atlantic mackerel) is the source of this 3055-nucleotide messenger RNA. RefSeq names its product AP-1 complex subunit sigma-2. Gene Ontology annotation, biological process: vesicle-mediated transport; intracellular protein transport. The transcript is spliced from 5 exons. The coding region runs from base 43 to 516 and encodes 157 amino acids. The record is from RefSeq and is a predicted model, not a curated record. Gene Ontology annotation, cellular component: AP-1 adaptor complex; intracellular membrane-bounded organelle; membrane coat. Gene Ontology annotation, molecular function: clathrin-cargo adaptor activity. NCBI's taxonomy places the organism in Eukaryota, Metazoa, Chordata, Actinopteri, Scombriformes, Scombridae.